CUUGAACUUCACUCGAGCUUGCAAUAGAUCCUCAAUCCAAGGCAAAUCAGAGAGGAGAAAGAAACUAAAAAACAAUUGAAAUGAAAAAGCUGAUAAACAAUUCAUUGAAUCGCACUUUCUUCUCGUAAUGCGUUUCUAUCACGUUGAAGCCGCCAAGAAACGUGUUUCCUGAGGAAACAUUUCGCGAUCUUUCUUCAGUUUCCAGGCUUCGUUGAUUUCUGUGCAUACCAAUACUUUUUAAUUUCCCAUAGAUUUAUUAUAUAUCUCGAAUCGCUCUUCUUUCCAUGGAGGUUCAAGCCGAAAUGGAGCCUAGCUCGUCCAUUAGUUUAAUCUCAGCAGUUUCAUAUGGCAUUGCUUCAAUGGCAAUGGUUUUUAUCAACAAAGCUGUGAUUAUGCAGUAUCCACAUUCGAUGACUGUUCUUACACUACAGCAAUUGGCUACUUCUUUGCUUAUACACUUUGGUAGACGAAUGGGAUACACAAGAGCCAAAGGAAUCGACAUGGCCACUGCGAAAAAGCUUCUCCCUGUUUCCAUCUUCUACAAUGCUAAUGUUGCAUUUGCUCUUGCAAGCUUGAAGGGUGUCAAUAUUCCAAUGUAUAUCGCCAUUAAGAGACUCACUCCACUUGCUGUUUUGAUUGCCGGGUAUCUCUUUGGUAAAGGCAAACCAACAACUCAGGUUGCUCUAUCUGUACUACUGACGGCUGCAGGUUGUGUAAUUGCAGCUCUUGGAGAUUUUUCUUUUGAUCUUUUCGGGUAUGGUUUGGCUUUAACAUCGGUCUUUUUCCAGACAAUGUACCUUGUGCUGGUUGAGAAGUCUGGUGCAGAAGAAGGGCUUUCCUCGAUCGAGAUAAUGUUCUAUAACAGCUUCCUUUCCCUCCCUUUUUUGUCCUUCCUCAUCAUAGUUACCGGCGAAUUCCCAAACUCCAUAUCGUUAUUACUAGCAAAGUGUUCUUAUUUGCCGUUCUUGGUGAUUCUCAUUCUUUCACUGGUUAUGGGCAUUGUCCUCAACUUCACCAUGUUUCUUUGCACCAUUGUGAACUCUGCUUUAACAACAACCAUCGUUGGUGUCCUCAAAGGCGUUGGUUCCACUACGCUCGGUUUUGUACUCUUGGGUGGUGUUGAAGUACAUGCUUUGAACGUGUCCGGUUUAGUGGUUAACACGGCUGGUGGUGUGUGGUACUCGUACGCCAAGUACCGGCAGAAAAAGGCUAAACCAGCUAAGCUAUUGUCUGAUUUGGAAGCUCACAAAAAAUGAGAAUUUUUGGUCCGAUUCGGUUUGCACAUCAAUAUGUCCUUGUUGGGAACUUGGGAUAGUUAUAUUUUGAUAGUCCUACACUAUCGAGAUGUAAGAGACUAGAGACUAAAACGAGACAUUUUAAACACAUCGCGAAAUGUUUCCAGAUAGUGUAGUGAUACAAUAUAUAUGUUUUCCUAAA
Molecule: messenger RNA, 1437 nt
Organism: Eutrema salsugineum
Lineage: Eukaryota; Viridiplantae; Streptophyta; Magnoliopsida; Brassicales; Brassicaceae
Product: UDP-galactose/UDP-glucose transporter 7
Exons: 7
Coding region: 285-1256 (323 amino acids)
Cellular component (GO): Golgi apparatus
Molecular function (GO): UDP-galactose transmembrane transporter activity; antiporter activity; UDP-glucose transmembrane transporter activity
Source: RefSeq, a predicted model, not a curated record